UCCUUUUUCAGUGAUAAUAAACUCAUAAGGUCAAAAUAAUCUUUAAGCUCUACAGUAAUCCAGCGAAACUCUGCAGGUUGCCAUUUUCAAACUCUCCCAGGAUGCAUUUCAGCUGGAAAGCUAGGACCGUUGCUUUAAGAUGAUUUUUUCUUUGUGAAACCCACAAGCAAGACGAAUAAAUGCUUACUUCACAGCAAGCUAUAUAUCGAUAUUUGGGACUAUUUGGACGACGCUAAAAGCGAAAAAGUCGGACAACAGAGGGUCUGCCAUGUGAAAAUUAUUUAAAAAACUACAAUUGCUACUCGGAAAUUGCGUCAGCGUGAUCAGAAGUGACGUCAAAGUCGUUUUGUUGACAUUUGUUAGCGAAAGACAAAAACAGUGCACACGCACUGGUUGAUGUAUUUUUGGAAAUCAAGUAACGGACCGCGGAACCGGCCGAAGACAGCCGUGUUGUAACUGAAACGAAGUUGUGUGAGAUAAGCGAGCUGUGGUGAAGAGGUGGACACUGAGCAGCAAACACUAAAAAAGGGAUAAAGAUCAGCAGAUGAACCGACGGCAGACGGGAACAAAACAAACCGUGUCACCCUGACUACAAGACUGGCUGAAUCAUUCACAGGUUAGCCAGCCGCUGCACAGUCAUUUGGCUCAGGUAGUAAUCUUUUAUUAACGUAAGGGACGCUCAUUACUAACUAUACGGAAGCUUCAUGUGCUGAAUUUUUAACUCCAACGCAGAAUUUUACUUGUCAUCAUGGUCGUGUAGGGUUACACAAGCGCCGUCCGUUAGUGGAGCAGGUUAGCAGGCUAAUGUUAGCUGUAGCUAACCUCCUUUCUUCCUGAAGUGCUCGAGCUGCUAAGUAGCUAGCUGCAGGAUGUAGUUGUGGUUGCUAGUCUGCUUUCGUUUCGUAUAGUCUUUAGUAUAAGUAGCUCGUUAGUUGUGGAGGGGUGACCUGAAGAAUGUGAAGCACAAUGGCCAACUUUGAAGCUUACCAGGAGUAUCAGAGAAUUGAUGACUACGAGGAGGACUCACCACCAGGAGAGGAGGAUUUACUGGUGCACGUGCCUGAGGGCCUAAAAGACUCAUGGCACCAUAUCAAGAACCUGGAUAACUUCUUUACAAGGAUCUAUCAUUUUCAUCAAAAAAAUGGCUUUGCCUGUAUGAUGUUUUCCGAGUUCUUUGAACUUGCUCAGCUAUUGUUUGUUGUCACAUUCACAACGUUCCUUGUCAACUGCGUGGAAUACGAUGUCCUGUUUGCCAAUCGAGCGGUCAACCACACAGGGCCAAUCCAGAACCCUUUGGACCGGAACAAAGUCACACUGCCAGAUGCCAUCCUACCAACUCAGGAGUGCACUGCAAGGAUUCAAGAGAACAGCUGGAUCAUAUUCCUUCUCAUUAUGGCUGCUAUAUUCUGGAUCUAUCGUCUUAUUAAGGUCAUUUGCAACUUUUUGAACUACUGGGAGAUCAGGCAGUUCUACAUCAAAGCACUGAAGAUCAGAAUGGAUGAACUAUGCAACUACACAUGGCAGGAAGUCCAAGACCGUCUAAUCAGCCUCCAGAGGGAACAGCAAAUGUGCAUUCACAAGAAAGAGCUGACAGAACUUGAUAUUUAUCACCGGAUCCUACGUUUUAAGAACUACAUGGUGGCUAUGAUAAACAAAUCCCUGCUGCCGGUGCACCUGCAGCUCCCCCUGCUGGGCAAUGUGGUCUUUCUAACCCAGGGUCUGAAGUACAACUUUGAACUCAUCCUUUUCUGGGGCCCUGGCUCGCUCUUUCAGAAUAAGUGGAAUCUGCACCCCAAGUACAAGCGCAGUGGAAACCGCCUGGAGCUUGCCCAGCAGCUCAGCAGGGUCAUCCUCCUGAUGGGUUUGGCCAAUUUGCUGCUAUGUCCCUUCAUCCUAGUGUGGCAGGUGCUCUAUGCUUUCUUCAGCUACACAGAAGUGAUCCGCAGAGAACCUGGGAGUUUGGGCGCACGUCGAUGGUCCCUCUACGGUCGUUUAUACCUGCGUCACUUCAAUGAGCUGGACCAUGAGCUGCACGGGCGUUUGGGUCGUGGCUACAAACCCACUUCCAAGUACAUGAACUCGUUUACAUCGCCACUGCUGACUGUGAUUGCUAAGAACAUUGCCUUCUUCUCAGGCUCAGUGCUGGCUGUUCUCAUCGUACUUACAGUCUAUGAUGAGGAUGUUCUGACAGUGCAGCACAUUCUGACUGCUAUUACUGUGCUGGGGGUGACAAUAACUAUCGCAAGGUCUUUCAUCCCAGAUGAGCAUAUGGCGUGGUGUCCAGAACAGCUGCUGCAGUGUGUGCUGGCACACAUUCACUAUAUGCCAGACCACUGGAGGGGCAACGCUAACAAGAGUGAGACCCGUGACGAGGUGGCACAGCUGUUCCAGUACAAAGCGGUGUUCAUCUUGGAGGAGUUGCUCAGUCCUAUUGUCACACCCUUCAUUCUCAUCUUCCUCUUGAGAAACAAGUCUCUAGAAAUAAUUGACUUCUUCAGGAACUUCACCGUGGAGGUCGUUGGAGUUGGUGACAUCUGUUCCUUUGCCCAGAUGGACAUCAGACGCCAUGGAAACCCAACAUGGCUGUCAGAAGGACAGACAGAGGCAUCUGUGUACCAGCAGGCUGAAAAUGGCAAAACGGAGCUGUCCCUCAUGCAUUUCACCAUAAAGAAUCCACGGUGGCAGCCCCCUCAGGAGAGCUCAGUGUUUAUCAGCCAUUUAAAGGAGAAGGUGCACCAUGAUGCACAGGCCGGCCCCUCCACUCAGCUGCUGCUCUCAGAGGCGCCUCUCUGCACCUCGCUGCAGUCCAACGAGUCUGGCACUGGGGCUGAUAAUCUUUUGGCCAGUGUCCUGGCUCACCCUGUUAUAACUGCAUCUGGACUGCAAGGGCGAGACCAUCGGCUCAUCCCACCGAGCACCGCUGCUUCUGCUGCAGCCAGCGUUCUCGCCUCUUUGUCCACGUCUCAGCUCGCGCAUACCAGUCGCGGCCGGUCACACGGCCUCCUGCCCUCCUCCAUCCACCCUGAGACUACCAUGUACCACAGUGAGCGCACCGUAAUUGACAGUAUGUCUAACAGUGACUCUCGUGUCCGGAGCAAUGCACUACAGUCAGAGUUUGCCUCAGCCGAGAUGAGUCUCCAUGCCAUCUACAUGCAUGAGCUCCACCAGCAGAGCUCCCACCCACCAAGAACUUCAGGCCAGUGGCAUAAUCCAGUGCCAAUGAGAGAUCUGCACACACAUACUGGUUACCAGGCACACAGCGGCCUCAGUUCCAGCAUUUCUGUGCCCACCACUGUCCAUCUUGGUGGCUGGCAAGAGGUAGAAGAAGAUGAAGAAGACGAUCAGGAGAUUAAUAGUGGAUCUACUCCAAAACAGGACACUGGGGGUAGUUGUUGAAGUGCCUUUUGUCAUAAGGUAUACGCUCUCAUUUCAAUGCUCUGUGGUUCUGUAUUUUUGGACAUUGUUUGUCCUGAAGCUACAAAGCCGUGAUCAUUUCUCUUCUUCUUUUUUUGUGUUUUUGUUUUCUUUUGUUUUGUUUUUUAGUGUUUACAUUUUACUUUCUUCAACGAAAGUUGUGGCCUUAGAUGAUCUUCAUGGAGAAUUUAGCAUGGACCUUUAAUACACCAUUCAGCGUUUUUAGGAGGGACUCAUUGAAUAACCACAGUCUCUGCACCUCUACGCCUCAUCCUGUCAUAUCAGGCAGACUAUGGCAUCAGGGAAACCAUAUGUCUUCCGUCCACAUUGUCAAAAUUUUCUUAUCAACUUGUAGGAACUUUUCCCGAAGCUCGUAUGACAGAAAGAUCGAUGAGGUGUAGAGUAAUCAUAGAUCCACCGUGCGACGAUGGGCGCGAAACGCGAAAGGUUCAUCACAACUUCUGCUGCGCACAAAUCGAGUAUUUGAGCAUCACAGGGUAUUACGGUGCAAGUAUAAUUGAAGUUUUCCACAGAAUAGUGUCUCAAUCUGUGCCACAGCAUGAAGUCUUCAAAUUGUAUCUUGUCUGCCUGAACAAUUUUAGUCAUCUGGGGGGAAAAAAGCAUUUCAGAGUUGUGCUAUUUGACUCUUGUAAAAUGUAAAUACACUUUUGCAUCUUGCUUGUUCCUUCAAAGGUCACAUUUUUACUACUAGAUCCAAUUCCUGCAAAAUAUACCAAGUAUUGAAAUGAUUCAAAAGUUCACUAUACAGUAGCCGCACUGCUAAAACACUAUGUGUAUCUGGGAGUUCCUUGAGCCUAAGCAUGCACAUGGUUUGAUGCUGCUGUCUGUGUUUAGUGGUCCUAAAUGCAGAUUUUUGUUCAGUGUUGUUGUUUCUGCGGCUCAUCUGUCAAGACAGUUGCUUUUCCUCAAAAGCAGAGCCGUAGUAAUGGGCACCAAGUACACUUGUCUUAGAAAUCCCAAUGCAGAUAGAAGAUGUAAUUGAAAUCUGUUUAAGCUGGACAGAGCCAGCGUUAUGCCUUAACACCGAUGUAAAAACAUGUAUUUAAAUCCUAGUUUUCCGCAUUACCUCAGUUGUGGAGGAGAAAAAACGAAUACACAAAUCGAUACCUCUGUAGUGUAUUUACUCUUGUGUAAAUAUUUAUUAUACAUAAACGUUUUUUUCAUUCUAGAGGUGCAUCUUUCGACUGCAUUUUGAUUUUAAUGGCAGGUGUAGGUGGAAACCAUUUUUAAAAGAACAAAACAGAAAGGUGUUGCUUUUUUCAAAUACUUUGUGUGCUUGUUACCAUUUUUUGUGCUUUCCCUCAAACUGAUCAUAUAAAAAUGGAACUUCAUCAUAAGGGCUGAUUUCAGAGUGCGUGCUGCAUGACGGCAAUUCUGCUAAGACUUUAUUUUUCCAAAGUAAGAUCAUUAUAUAUAUUUAUUUCCCCACAUAUGUAAUUGAUACAGGUAUAUAGAGAGAUAUAAUUUAUUUAGGAAAAAAAAAUUAAACAAUCAUAAACUUUUACGAAUGGAGGUGGUGUGUGGCCCCUCUUACAAUGUGGUUUUUGUCUUUAAUUUUGGUGUUAUUGCAAAGAUGCCAUGCCCAGCGGCAAGAUGGUGAAUGCAAUUGCCGGUAAACCCUGAAAUAAACUGGGACAAAAUCUCAUAGUUGAUCUCAUGAUGACAAUAUCAACCCAGUUUUAUUGCAUUCUGCAAAGGAAUAUAAAUUGAGCCCUCCACCUCUAUAAGACUUCAGAGUGUGUCCUAACCCUCUCGUGUGUUUAGAAGUUGUUUCACUCUCACGUUGAGCGUGCAUGCGUCUGUGGAGGGAAUGCAUUUUAACAUCUGCGUAAUUAUGCUAACACUUUUGCACUGAUUGAAAAGCAUUUUUAAUGUGUGUGUGUGUGUGUGUGUGUGUGUGUGUAUGUACUUGCAUCCUGAUUUAACUUUAUAGAUAAGCAUUGCAUCAGCCUGUCUUGUGUUGUCAUUUGUCCUCAGCAGACUAUAAGGAAACACUGUGGCCAAGCACAUAAUGUUUUUUUGCUGGGUUUUUUGUUUUGUUUUUGUUUUUUGUUUUUUCUUCUGCCGCUGGUCAGUAAAUGUCUGUUUCCCUCACACGGCCUUAAAUGUGCUUACACGCAUUUCUUGUGGUCGCAGUUCAUUUGUGGUGUUUUUUUCCAUAUGAGAUGAGUUUGUUGUAGAGACACUGGAGCUCAGCUUUGAACACAGAGUUUUGAUAGUCUCCACAUUUACACGCCAUGGUAGUGUCUAAUGUUAGUCGUUUUAUUAUAAGCAGUGCCUUGGUAAUAAGGAUUAGCAUUUGCUCUUUUUAGAAGCCGUCUCGUGUUAACCAACAGAUUUGCUUUCACAUAUUUACCAGCACAUAGGAUGUACAGUAUUUUUGAUUUCCAUGCCAUUGUGUAUAGCAUCGAGUGCAUAUAGUGAAACUGUGGAUGUGUCUUGUUAGCUGACAGGUCAGUCUGUUGUAUCUGACAGUGCACUUCUUUUGUCAUGGGACUGCGCUGUGUUUAACAUCCUGAAGAAACGGGAGCAUGCCAUUAUGGCAAACCUUCUGAUCAUACUAUGGUUUCUUAUCCACUAUAUAGACCAGUCGAAGGAUCACAGUGACUGGAACAAGGUGCUAUGUUUUCAUCCUGAAAUGGUGAAUUUGUUUUCUUCUUCUUCUUCUUCUUCUUUUUUUUGUGGUUACAAAAGUUUGUCUGUAUGUUUUUGUUCUGUAAAUUGAGCAGCAUUAGCUGAAAUAUGAAACAUGCCAAAAGAACUUGUUUUCAGCACAGCUUUACAGUACGUGUUGUUUUCAGAGACUGAGUAGAGAGGCAAAUACAUCUAAUUUUGAGUGUAUUUAAUCGUUCUGUGUGUGGUUGAUUAUGUAAUGUUUAUUUAAAAUAAAAAAGAAUAAAGUUUAA
Molecule: messenger RNA, 6341 nt
Organism: Pundamilia nyererei
Lineage: Eukaryota; Metazoa; Chordata; Actinopteri; Cichliformes; Cichlidae
Gene: atg9b
Product: autophagy related 9B
Exons: 13
Coding region: 967-3396 (809 amino acids)
Biological process (GO): protein localization to phagophore assembly site; autophagy of mitochondrion; piecemeal microautophagy of the nucleus
Cellular component (GO): autophagosome; phagophore assembly site
Source: RefSeq, a predicted model, not a curated record